Symbiodinium natans is the source of this 1914-nucleotide messenger RNA. Lineage: Eukaryota; Dinophyceae; Suessiales; Symbiodiniaceae. The record is from the annotation of a GenBank genome assembly.
AUGAAUGCAAGCCUGAACUGGAAGCUCUUCAUCGCCUCAGUGCUUGGCCUCUCCAUCUUGGGCCUAUGGCUCUUCUUUGCGCUGCCCCCAACAGACGAGGAGACGAAGAUGACGGUCAAAGGGAACUGCACAGCCAUGACUGGAAAGGACAGAAAAGAAGAGGCCUCCUGCAAAAACUUUGGCGGAUGUCAUGGCUACUGCCCUGACAGCGAGUGUCAAUGCACGUCCCAGUGCAUCAAUGUGGGCAAUUGUUGUGAGGAUUUUUCGGAGGAGUGCAUGACUGAAGGCAAUGCACACACGGAGCUAAUAAAGCUGGAGGAGCAGAUCCGACACAUGGAGCAUGGGGAGGGCAUCGUUGGAUCUGAGUUUAUUCUGGGCCUCGUGAUGGUCUUCUUCAUCGUGUCAGUGAUGGGGCUUGUUUACAUUUCACACAAUCCCAAACUCCAAGGGCUGCGCAAAAUGGCCGACGAGAUGAGUUGCAAAACUACCUCGAUCUUCGCGGCAAACACCUUCAGUGUUGCGCUCCACGGCGUGCUUAUUGAGCAGAUAUGGAUGGGAAAGCACCCGGGAUUAAAUCUUCCGGCAGGGCCUCUCCGACUUUGCCAGAUUUAUGGCGUCGUGGCCUGCCUGUUCUUCGUGGCCUCCAAUGUGCUCAUGUACCUGUUUCGGGGCGAUCCACAGCUGUUCUUUGCCAUCGGCCAGCUGUCGAGCCACAUGACUGCCUUCACCCUGGUGCGGGCGCUCGGCUCCUUGCAGUGGAGUGUCAGAGACAGCACGUUGGAGUGCUGUAUGGUGCUGGCUUGGGCAGCAGUCUUUCUGCGAGGUUCCAUUUUCGUGGGCGAGCGGGUGCGCUCUCAGUUCAUCAAAAGUGACAUGGUGCAGUGGGAGUACCGCGAGCCUGGCAAAAGAUGGCAACCCUUUCCAAGCGACAUCAGCAAAAAGAUCGAAUCUGACUGGGGCCACCGUGCAGCUGAUACCGACUCUGACAGCGACCCCAGUGUGGUUUUCUCGACGUCCGACGCAAAUGGACGAGAGGAACGCGAGAGUUUUUCUGUCUUGAAGACCGACCUGACCAUUACUUUCAACCCGGAUGAGCCAAGCGACAAGAGCACAUCCUCUGUGUUGCAUCUUCCAGAUCGAGGUACAUUCUUCGUGGACCCCUGUGGGCGGAUGGUGCGGGAGGGCGGUGAAGAGUGGAAAGUGAGGUGGCAGUGCAAUUGGCAUCACUUCGCCGAAGAGUGCUUCUUGGACGGCGCCGGCCUCGUCAUGGGUUUCCUGAUGAUGCAGCUUGUUCUCCUCCUGCACACUGGCUACCUGCACUCCACGGAGGGACUUCUGGUGCAGCCGGAUGACUGGGAUUGGAUGCUCACCUUCGCAGUGCUGGGCUGGAGCUUCGGCUUCUCAGUGCUGGUGGUCGUCGUGGAGGCUGUCACGGACCACUUGCCGCCCUUCUUGGCUCCAGAUUUGGAGAUGUUGGCAGGCUCCUUCUCGGCCGCAUUCGGCUGGUGCCUCCUCCGAGGUGCCGCCCUGACAGUGCGGCCGCAUUGCACUCUGAUGGACACCUAUGUCGUGGUGGCCUUUCCCCUUACUUGGCUGGCCUUGCUAGCAACAGUCUUCGCGCACACGCACCUUCCGAAUAUCCUCACCGACCAUGGAAGGGAGGAUGUGCAGCACACCAUCGCCAGUGCUGCCGCCAUCGUCACGGGCCUCGUGUGGGACAAAGCCUUCGAAUCACUCACGGUACAUAUGACGUCAGGAUGGUAUGGGCACUACGUGAUCGCGAAGGUCAUCUUGGCCGCCGUUGUGGCCAUCAUCGUCCUUCCAGGAUGGUAUAUGUACCUGGUGCCCAAGGCAGUUGCUUGCUGUCAUCUCGACAGCAAUCCAGAUCCGGAAGAAGCAGAACCCCUCAAGUGA